Molecule: messenger RNA, 1128 nt
Organism: Lecanosticta acicola
Lineage: Eukaryota; Fungi; Ascomycota; Dothideomycetes; Mycosphaerellales; Mycosphaerellaceae
Source: the annotation of a GenBank genome assembly
AUGGGCAUAGCUGCCGAGAUAGUCCCAGGUCGAGCAGCGCGCCAAUUACGCGCGAUCGGCAACUACUGGAGGAUAUGUCAAUACCUUGCCAGAGCGUCAAGAACGCACCAAAGAGCGUUCGAAACGCUGGAGUUGCAUACAGUUCGUUUCGGAUCCAAGAAAGACAUCGUUCACGCGGAGGUUCAACUGCUACUAUUUCAUGAGACGAGCAAGGACAUCGUCAGGCCUGAAAUCAUGCCCGCCAGCAAAAAGACAUGCUUCCUGUGUCACACCUUCUUCGAAAGCUUUGGUCAGUACGCUCUCGUGGAGACUCAUGGCCAAGUACCUCAGAGGUGGUCCCUGCCGGAUGAUGAGAGGCUUGACGCUCGACUUCGAGUGAAGCUGAACCAAGCGCUGAAGAGGACGUCGAGUGUCGUUCAAGGCCCGCUCAAGAAGGGCAAGAAGAAGAAAAUUCAGUCGAAUCCAAUGGGUGGACCCCUGAAUCCUGCCCAGAGCGUUGUCAGUUCGAUUUUGGACGAGCUACGAACUCCCUCCAUCUCCACGAUCCGGCCUGAAGCUAGUGUGAUCGAGAUCAUCUCAAUGGCCCGAGGAAAAGAUGUCGCCGCGGAGAUAUGUGCUCCACCUUCGAUUGACUCGGAAUUCAGGUCUCAUAAAUCGUUCGAGAAGACGGUGUCAAGAGAGGCGCGGACGGCCGAAGUCCUAGACUGCGUGGAGGAGUCAGCCUAUUGCACUACUCCGCGGAGUUUGCUGGAGUGUGUUGGAGCAGAGAAGGCAUCGGCUCAGAAAAUCAAAGCGCGACGCGACAGCGUAGCACCCUUCAAUACUUCUUCGCAACAACUUGUACAUGGCGAACGUGCAAUAUCUCAGCUAGACCUGGAUUGGCUUUCCUUGUACGUCACCGAAGCGUCCCUCCAAGCAAACGAGCCUACGACACGGCUUUGCAAUGCUAUCUGCCGACCUGUUCCCGUCAGCGCCCGGCCAGACAUAAUAAUAACUGUAGAUGUCACCGGAUUGACCUCGCAGGAUGGGCUUACGAUCGAGAAACCAACGGGGGCCGAGUACUUUGAUAUACGUAUGCGUCUCGAGGGUCACGAGGAUGUCUAUGUACGACUCGAAUGGACCGAAUGA